This is a messenger RNA of Colius striatus (speckled mousebird), 784 nucleotides long. Its product is annotated as cystatin. The coding region runs from base 37 to 456 and encodes 139 amino acids. The transcript has 3 exons. Gene Ontology annotation, molecular function: cysteine-type endopeptidase inhibitor activity. Lineage: Eukaryota; Metazoa; Chordata; Aves; Coliiformes; Coliidae. The record is from RefSeq and is a predicted model, not a curated record.
GCGGCAGCCGGAGAGGCGCGUGCAGAUCGUGUAGCUAUGGCAGGACUGAGGGCUCUCUUGGUGCUGCUGGCCGCAGCCCUGAUGCUCGCCGGGGCCGUGCAGGGCGACGAGGACCGCCCGCGGCUCCUGGGGGCCCCGGUGCCCGUUUCUGAGAACGACGAGGGCCUGCAGCAGGCGCUGCACUUCGCCAUGGCGGAGUACAACAGGGCCAGCAACGACAUGUACUCCAGCCGGGUGGUGCGGGUCAUCAGCGCCCGCAGGCAGAUUGUGGCUGGAAUCAAGUACACCAUGGAAGUUGAGAUUGGCCGGACAACUUGCACAAAGCCAGCAACUGAUCUCAAGAGCUGUGCUUUCCAUGAUGCACCCCAGCUGGCUAAGUACACCACUUGUGAGUUCACAGUGUACAGUAUUCCUUGGCUAAACGAGAUUAAACUGCUGAAAAGUAGCUGCCAAUAAGCCUGCCUUGGUUCCAGCAGAGACCAGCAACCAGCUGCUCGGAUGUAAGAGGAAGAAAACAAAUGCAAUAACACCAAUUGAGAUGGGCUUUAUCAAUGCCUGUUAACUACUUGCAUAUGCUUGUUCUAUGCAGGGUAACCUAUGUAACUUUCCUUUAAAGCACAGUAUGAUCUCAACCUUGUCCUAUUGUAAUUACACUUUAGAGCAGCUGUUUUAGUCUUUCUACAGCAUUCCCUGUAAUUCACAACAUCAGAAUUGAGAUUAAAAAACCAACUUGGUAUCCCUGUUAAGUGACUACUGUAAACAUAAACAUUUAAUUAGUAAUUGC